This is a messenger RNA of Dentiscutata heterogama, 581 nucleotides long. NCBI's taxonomy places the organism in Eukaryota, Fungi, Glomeromycota, Glomeromycetes, Diversisporales, Gigasporaceae. The record is from the annotation of a GenBank genome assembly.
GCUCAUGAGGCUCCAAUAAUAGUAAUGGAUAUAGAUCCUACUUCUUCUUUAGUCGCUACAGGAUCUGCUGAUAGCACUGUUAAAGUUUGGGAUAUUGAAGGUGGUUUCUGCACACACAACUUUCGAGGACAUGGAGGUAUAAUUAGUGCACUCAAAUUUCAUUUAAAAAAUAAUCAAUGGACUUUGAUUUCUGGAGCAGAUGAUUGUAAUAUACGUGUUUGGGACUUACAGGAUCGAAAGUGUGUUGCUGUGUUAAAGAGUCACGUUAGUAUUAUUCGUGGACUAGAUAUGUCGAAUGAUGGACGGUUCCUUAUUAGUGGUUCUAGAGACAAGGUUGUAAAUAUAUGGGAUUUUGAUAAAAAGACAUUAUUAAAAACAUUUCCAAUCUUUGAGACAAUAGAAACAUUAGGGGUUUUGCAGCCCCACACAACAAUAAAUAAUAUGGAUGAAGAUUUUGAAGGAGAGUUAUUUUAUACUGGUGGUGAUAAGGGAGUUAUUAGAGUAUGGGAUAUUCAAACUGGUAAACUUAUCCAAACUCAGGAACCAGAAAAGAAUACUAAACACAUAAUAUCUGAUAUUAU